AUGGAACCAGACGAGGGGAGGAAGAGACGGGAGAAGCCAAGGUCAGACAUUAGGACAGCGGAGAGGGAGAAGAGGAAGAGACGGGAGAAGCCAAGGUCAGACAUUAGGACAGCGGAGAGGGAGAAGAGGAAGAGACGGGAGAAGCCAAGGUCAGACAUUAGGACAGCGGAGAGGGAGAAGAGGAAGAGACGGGAGAAGGCAAGGUCAGACAUUAGGACAGCGGAGAGGGAGAAGAGGAAGAGACGGGAGAAGCCAAGGUCAGACAUUAGGACAGCGGAGAGGGAGAAGAGGAAGAGACGGGAGAAGCCAAGGUCAGACAUUAGGACAGCGGAGAGAGAGAAGAGGAAGAGACGGGAGAAGCCAAGGUCAGACAUUAGGACAGCGGAGAGAGAGAAGAGGAAGAGACGGGAGAAGCCAAGGUCAGACAUUAGGACAGCGGAGAGAGAGAAGAGGAAGAGACGGGAGAAGCCAAGGUCAGACAUUAGGACAGCGGAGAGGGAGAAGAGGAAGAGACGGGAGAAGCCAAGGUCAGACAUUAGGACAGCGGAGAGGGAGAAGAGGAAGAGACGGGAGAAGCCAAGGUCAGACAUUAGGACAGCGGGAGAGAAGAGUCCAAUGACCGGACGGACAAAGAGCGAGAACGUAGAUGUAUCAGGUUAGUGAAAAAUAUGGAGGGGGAAUAUCGCCCAUGAACAAUGAAUUAAAAGAAAACCAAAAAAACUACCGAAAAGUGUCAACAACAAAGAACCUUUACCAGACGCGGUCACAAAAGCUGCCGCAGCGUCAGGUUGUGAAUUUGGUGGAACGGCUCACCAAACCAAAGUAUUGCAGUAAGGUCGGAAAAUGAAUGGAUUGAUUGGUUAUGUCUGUCCUGUGGAUCGGAUACAGGCGGGCUCUCUGCAUGACACACCUGUCCGCACAGGUAAAACAUGAUUAAUCAAUCCCUGCACUUUUUAGCUUUUGCACGCGCUCUCGGAGUCUAGCCCACGCUG
Molecule: messenger RNA, 992 nt
Organism: Bufo bufo (common toad)
Lineage: Eukaryota; Metazoa; Chordata; Amphibia; Anura; Bufonidae
Product: splicing regulatory glutamine/lysine-rich protein 1-like
Exons: 2
Coding region: 1-660 (219 amino acids)
Source: RefSeq, a predicted model, not a curated record